Molecule: messenger RNA, 952 nt
Organism: Striga asiatica
Lineage: Eukaryota; Viridiplantae; Streptophyta; Magnoliopsida; Lamiales; Orobanchaceae
Source: the annotation of a GenBank genome assembly
UGGAAAACAUGUCUUCAUACCUAGGAUUCCAUUAUAACCAGUUGAAAAUGAAGGUUAUCCAUUCAUUUUCAAACGCAAACAAUUCCCAAUUAGACUUUGUUUUGCCAUGAUCAUCAAUAAAGCACAAGGACAGACCAUCUCAAACGUUGGAAUCUAUUUGCCUCAAUCUGUGUUCUCGCACGGCCAAUUAUAUGUUGCACUCUCCAUGGGAACUUCGAUGCAUAUGACGAAAGUCUUAAUAAAACCACCCAUCACGAGUUCACAACAAAAUGGAAGAACUAAAAAUGUGGUCUACAAACAAGUUUUACGUGCAGGAUAUGACUAUAAUGAUGAAAGUCUCCCAUAAGUACAAAGUUCACGUCUGGGGAGAAUAUAAGGUUGUGGGUGGGAGAUGGUGGAUAUGCAUGAAAUGGUGCCCGGGAGGCAUUCCAACAGAUAUGUGGGGUGCACUCGAUCUGUUUCUAUUGUUACAAAUUCGCCAAUCAUUUAUCGACCAACAGCAACAAAUUCAUCCUCAAUAUCAAGAUCAACAGGUCAAAAAAGCAAAUCCCACUAGCUCACAAUUAGGAUCGAUUUUCGAGGCUCAGUUCAAGCCUAUGCAAUAGCCAAUGAGCCAGCUGCAGAAUUUCCUUUUUUAUACAAUUUUUUAUCUUCGUGAAAAAAUCUUGUGAAACCAGCAAAUUUUUAUGAUGUUUGUAUAAGUUAUAGUUCUUCUCAGAUUCUUCAUUCUAUCACCUCCCUGUUUUUUACAUCUCGUUUUCUUUGUAUUAAUUUCCUUCAUAGUUUUAUUUUUAUUCUGUCACUUCUUUCAUACAUACUACUGUCGUUUCCUCUUUCUUGUUCGGCGUGAAGGAAUAAUUAGGAAUUUGUUUUAAUGUAAUUAUACUUGAUUUUUUGUUUAUUGUAAGUAAAUUGCAACAUCAACAAUUUUCAUUCAAUUAUUUUGUUUUUG